AUGGAUGAUGCUACAGCCGCUUUAGCAGGCAAUACAAAAAAAUAUAAUAUACCAUUGAGUCAUUUUGAACAUAAAUAUAUACAAAAUUGUACAGAUGGAAAAGAACUUGAACGUAUAUACAAAGAAUUAAUAAGUGGUGAAAUAGGUUCAUUUCCAGCUUUAGAACAAUUAACACUGGAUCGAAUUCAAGAUAUAAAACCGAACAGUCAAACCCUUCGAAAAGAUAAAGUUCCACUUGAUAAAUCAGCUUUACCCAAUGAUGAGCGUCAACAAUUGGAUGAUUUUCUUAAGGAAAUGCUACAAAAAAAUAGAACAUCGUCUAUUAUUGCCAAAGAUCAUCAGAAUAAUGGUUUCGAUUCAGUACCAAUCCGUUCCAAAUCUAUAAUUAGUAAUUCAAUUACGCCAACUUCAUCAGCACCUGUGAUAAACAGUAACGGUAAACAGAAACAAAUAGUACCAAGAAGUUAUGAUGAAUGGGGAAAACUGGACCAACAACUUUCGAAAGACUUGAGUAGUGAUAAUGAAGACGAUGAAGUAGAUGAUGAUGAGGAUGAUGAGGAUGAUAACAAUGAUAAAGAUGAAAAGACAAGUUCGUUUAUAAAUAUAUAUUGUAAUCUAAAUUAA
Molecule: messenger RNA, 624 nt
Organism: Rotaria sp. Silwood2
Lineage: Eukaryota; Metazoa; Rotifera; Eurotatoria; Philodinida; Philodinidae
Source: the annotation of a GenBank genome assembly